UUUUGUUUGUUUUUUUACACCACUGACUGACAAAAGUGCUAAUGUAGACAUAGCCUGAGUCCCCAAGCAUGGGUCCUACAGACCUGGGUUUGCAAUGCGGUGUAGGCAUAUCAUUCCUGAGCAAGAGUUGAGUUUCUGCUAAGGUAAUCUAAAGAUGCACUGCAGAAAGAACUACUAUUAAAAACAAAAAACCCCAAUAAAUGUAAGUCCCAAACGGCCAUCUGGUGGGAUCAAGAGUUUCUUUUGCAUCCUUUGUGUGAUACUGUGGAACAUCUUUUGGUUUGAGAGGCAGGGAUGUUUUUGCUUUCCUCUUCCUAAGGUAUUCAGGACUCUUGUGGACUCCUCAACUCAGGUUUUCUUAUAAAUGGACCACUCACCUGUUCACAUGUGGCAACAAUUUCUGUUUCUAUAAAGCGAUGGGGGAAACUGCUUCCUUCAGACCUGACUAAAGUUUGUUUGAAACCCGAACAUUAAAAUUAGCUGAUGAAUUGCACAUGCCUUCCCUCCCAGAAAUGAUGUUUGGAGACAACAUCCUAAGAAUUCAGCAUGAUUAUGGCUUUGGAAUUGAGUUCAAUGCAACAGAUGCUUUAAAAUGUGUAAAUAACUAUCAAGGUAUGAUUAAAGUGGCCUGUGCAGAGGAAUGGCAAGAGAGCAGGACUGAGGCUGAACACACGAAAGAAGUCGUUAAACCAUAUGAUUGGACCUAUACGACAGACUACAAAGGAACACUAUUAGGAGAUACUGUAAAGUUAAAAGUUGUUCCUACAACUGAUCACAUCGAUACAGAGAAAUUGAAAGCCCGGGAACAGAUUAUGUUUUUUGAAGAAGUUCUGCUGUUUGAAGAUGAGCUUCAUGAUCAUGGUGUUUCAAGUCUGAGUGUAAAAAUAAGAGUAAUGCCUUCCAGCUUCUUUGUGUUGUUGAGGUUUUUCUUGCGAGUUGAUGGUGUACUUAUCAGGAUGAAUGAUACAAGACUUUACCAUGAGGCUGACAAGCCCUACAUGAUACGGGAAUACACAUCUAAAGAAAGCAAAAUUUCAAGCUUAACGCAUGUUCCACCCUCCCUGUUCACGGAGCCUAAUGAGAUCUCUCAGUAUUUACCUGUAAAGGAGACUGUUUGUGAGAAGCUAGAAUUCCCAGAGAAGUUGGAUCCUGAGCCUACAGCCUCAUCAGAAAGCACAUGCAUGGAAUCUAAAUAAAUGUGACUUUAUGUGGACUUGAAAUGGGCCCUCUUCUGGAGAUCAUAUGAUCACUUGACCAUUACCACUGGGGUAGUUUCACUAUUUAUGGGCUAAAGAUCAUUUGUUUGGCUAAUUUUUCUGUAGCCUUAAGGGGGCAAAAAGCUCAUUUCAAACAGGUUUCACUAAUGUAUAUAUUGUCCCUUUUUUUUUUUUUUUUAAUUAUUAUUAUUUCAAACCUGUGUUUGGAAUUAAUGAUAGACUGGUAACAGACAGGAGAAUUGCCUUGGAGAAUAAACCCCUCCCAUGAAUAGCUGUUUUUGUUCUGUUUUGAGCAUUUGGCAGUUAUAUUGCCUAAACCCUCAACCACUAGCACCCUGGAUCAAGAAUUUUGGCUCUUGGUACCGAGAAGCUAGUGUAAUUCACAAAACUGAGCAGCUUUUAUUAUCUCUGUAGAAUUCUUCUACAAUAAAAGGUUUUGUUCCCUAUGAUGUAUAUGAUGAUUGACCUUCUGUUGUACAUUAGAAAUUUUGCUUGGCUCCCCUUGGUGUAAGAUAAUAUACAAAUUAGGUAAUUUCUCUGAAUUUUAAUCCCAGACAUUUUAUUGGAGGAUAUUUAUUCUUCCCUCAUGAAUAGCUUUAAAAAGUUAGCAAUGUGCAAAGCAUUACAAUUUCAGACACAUUAUAAAGAUAUCACCUUGUUUGGGAGCCAUUAACUCAGAGCAGGGAAAUGGCUUGAAGUUAACAGAGGCCCACACAAUGGUAAAUUUAUCAAGUACCAAUUCACCUGAUAUCUAGUGAGGCUGGACUGUCUGACAACACUAAUCUGACUCUUACUUGGAUUAGGUGUGCUGCUAAUGUAGUAUCUAGUCAUUAAAAUGCAUUGUACUGCAUUGACUUCCCGGCCAGCACCCCAUUUAGUUGGUUGUGGCCUGACAAUCAAACUGCUAAGUCCCAGGUAUUUCAAUUCCUAAAGGUUGAGGUAUUGGUUUUUGGAGACUGAAGUUUCCCUAGCUUUAAAGGGACGCUGUCAAAUAUGCUAGGCCUGAAAUUUAGGUUUUAUUUCUUAA
This is a messenger RNA of Terrapene triunguis (Three-toed box turtle), 2244 nucleotides long. RefSeq names its product TOR signaling pathway regulator (gene TIPRL). NCBI's taxonomy places the organism in Eukaryota, Metazoa, Chordata, Testudines, Emydidae. The coding region runs from base 495 to 1196 and encodes 233 amino acids. The record is from RefSeq and is a predicted model, not a curated record. The transcript has 7 exons. Gene Ontology annotation, biological process: TOR signaling. Gene Ontology annotation, cellular component: cytosol.